Peronospora matthiolae is the source of this 162-nucleotide messenger RNA. The record is from the annotation of a GenBank genome assembly. NCBI's taxonomy places the organism in Eukaryota, Oomycota, Peronosporomycetes, Peronosporales, Peronosporaceae.
AUGUCGCGCCACUUUUCCCCCACUGCAUCUCGUUCCGAUCAUGACGAAGCACUUGUGCUAAAUCUCAAGGCAGCCGUCCUGAAUGUCGUGCCGGCGGUGGUACAGCAACUGUACACACAAACGUACGAGAUAGCACGACCUGUUGCACGGAAGCUCUUGUAA